AUGCAUUCCUCCAUCAAUCGCUUGCAGUCGGUCUUCGGCUUCUUCACCACCGUCGCCCUGGUGGUGGCCGGAUUCGCCGCGCUGUCAACACUCCUCUUCCCCACAGAUGCUACGACAGCAUCGGUGCAGCUGAAGAACGUCCAGGUGGCACAUUGGGAAAAGCAAAGCCGCAGGGCAAGAGAUGCUACAUGCGCUCUACGAAACAACCGGGAGACUAAUCGCACGCCUGCAUUCAGUGUCAAGGGCCGACCGCACUACUAUUCCAGCAAGCGCGAGGAAUACGCGCAAAUCCGCUUCGACCUCGACGCAGACCUCUCUCCCCUCUUCAACUGGAACACCAAACAACUCUUCGUCUACGUCUAUGCCAGCUACUCCUCUUCCGACAACAAGAACACCCAGCUCCGCGACUCGGAAGCUCUGAUCUGGGACACCAUCAUCCCAGCCACGCCCUCCCCGUACUCUUGGGAUGUUUUGAAAGAGAAAGUCACUCCUCUCCUCCCGGCCUCUAUCACUGGCGCAAGCCCAAAGAAAGCAAAGCGCAGUGGAAAGGCAACCGACAAGAAGACGAGGAGCAAGAAGGCUGAAGCCGAGGCUCAAACACCUGGCGUUCUGAGACUUCGGGGUCAGAAGGCCAAGUAUCAGAUCAGUGAUAUUACGGGUCGCCUGGCGGAACGCGAGAACGUGACGCUCUCCGUUGGGUGGAAUGUGCAGCCUUGGGUUGGGGCUUUGUGGUGGAGUCCUGGUACGGGGGCCGUGCCAAGGACUGAGGGGACGGUGGUGAGAAGCAAGGCGUUUGAUUUCCCGCCAUUGAAGGUGAAGAAGGCCGAGAACCAGGAAAGCUCGUGA
Messenger RNA from Penicillium argentinense, 846 nucleotides. Its product is annotated as signal peptidase complex subunit SPC3. The record is from RefSeq and is a predicted model, not a curated record. Gene Ontology annotation, biological process: protein targeting to ER. The transcript is spliced from 2 exons. NCBI's taxonomy places the organism in Eukaryota, Fungi, Ascomycota, Eurotiomycetes, Eurotiales, Aspergillaceae. The coding region runs from base 1 to 846 and encodes 281 amino acids. Gene Ontology annotation, cellular component: signal peptidase complex; membrane.